GGGCAUUGUUUUUAAUUCAUGGAAUUUAAAUUCAAAAUGUGUUUCUGUUUGCUGACGUUAUUUAAAGUGAUCAUCACGCGAUUCUUUGUGGUUGAAGGGCAAAUAUAAACUUCUUUUCACAAAUAAAAUUGAUCAAAAAUACUAGCUUCUCUGUGCGAAGAGUUCAUAAACACCGCACAGUGAUUUAACAUGCCUGGGCUGCUCAGGAAGGAAGUGGAAAGGCAAAAAUGAGUUCUUUAAUUUGGGUCUAUUAAGCAUGUCUGUUUUGUGAAAACUUUAGUAUUCAUAGGUUUCACGCUAUUUGCAUUUUAAAAUUAUAAUCUUUAAUACUAAUCGCAGCAAUACUUAAAUCUGUAUUUGUAUUUCUUGUCUCUCUCUCUCUCUCUCCCUCUCUCUCUCUCCCUCUCCCUCUGGCUCCUGUUAACAUGUGCAAUAUUACUUUAGUGCUCUGAGUGACGCUGUUGGUCAGGGUGUGCAAUUUAUAAAUGCACAGUUCUUCUCGAUCCGCCCCAGUAUAGUGACUGCAUGCAGCCUGGAAUUCUUUUCGCUUGGCACUGUCUAGCGAUUUAAUAAAUAAAAAUGCAGUAAAGCUGUUCAGCACUACUUAAGGAUAUUUUCUCAUUUUAAACCGAUCUGAAUUUUUGGAUCUACAUUGAUUACAAUAUGAGUUGUCUUUGUUCCCUCGAUGCCCGGAUAAUAGGCGCUACAGAACGCGUUUCGACAUGGCAGACAAUGCUUCUCGUUGGGUUUGCCUUUAUCAUUGGCGUUGCGCAAGGGCAGGUCCGUUAUUCUAUUCCCGAGGAGAUGAACAAGGGAUCGGUUGUGGGAAAUAUCGUUCAGGAUCUCGGUUUGGAUGUUAAAAGACUGAAAGCUGGUCGAGCGCGGAUCUUUAUGGAGGACAGUCGUGAGUACAUCGGUCUGAAUGUGGAUAAAGGCACUUUGAUUGUACAACAGAGGAUAGAUAGAGAGGAGCUUUGCGCUCAGGUUUCUCCAUGCUCUUUACAUUUUCAGAUUAUUCUAGAUAAUCCAAUUGAGCUGUAUCGAGUUGAUGUUGAAAUAUUGGAUAUCAAUGAUCAUGCACCAGAUUUUGAAAGAAAGGAUAUAACUAUUGAAAUCCCGGAAUCAGCUGCCCUCGAGUCACCCUUUUCUUUAGACAGCGCGCAUGAUCCCGACGUUGGUUUGAAUACACUGCAGAGGUACACUCUUAAUCCCACUGAUCAUUUUACUUUAAAGGAAUUAUCACGGAGUGAUGGCACCAAAUAUGUGGAAAUGGUUUUAAAAAAAACUUUAGACAGAGAGCAACAAGACGAGCAUAAAUUAAUUUUAACAGCAUUUGAUGGGGGAUCUCCACAAAAAUCAGGAACAUUUAAGAUAACUGUCACUGUUCUUGAUAUAAACGACAAUUCUCCUGUGUUCAGUCAGCCAAUAUACCGAGUGUCUUUGUCAGAAAAUAUUCCGAAAGAUAGUUUAGUAGUGAGAGUCAGUGCUACUGAUAAGGACAAAGGAUCUAAUGGAGAAAUUACUUAUUCGUUUUCAGACAACUCAAGAAAAGAGGUCAUGGAUUUAUUUACCAUUAAUUCGGUGACUGGGGAAAUAAGGGUUAAAUUUUCUCUAGAUUUUGAAAAGUCCAAGCACCAUGAACUGGAUGUUAAGGCGAUGGAUAAGGGCAGACUGGAAGGUAACAGUAAAAUACUUGUCGAAAUUACAGAUGUAAACGACAAUUCUCCUGUUAUCAGUGUUAUUUCUUUUUCUAACCAGAUCCCUGAAGAUUCUGCCCCUGACUCGGUUGUCGCAAUGUUUAAUAUUAAAGAUACAGACUCCGGGAAAAAUGGACAAAUCAAAUGCACAGUCAAUUCAGAUCUGCCGUUUCGCAUUAAAUCGACAUCCAAUAAUUUCUACAUUUUAGUCACUGACUGCAUUUUAGAUCGUGAAAUGUUUUCUGAAUAUAAUAUAACGAUCACAGCUACAGAUGAAGGCUAUCCAUCUUUAUCUACAAAUAAAACACUGAGGCUGAAAAUAUCGGAUGUAAACGACAACCCCCCUGUUUUCCAGCGUCACUCAUACACCGCUUAUGUGAUGGAAAAUAAUUCACCUGGAGUGUCUAUAUUUGCAGUGACAGCAACUGACAGAGAUUACGGGAAUAAUGCGCGCAUUUCAUAUUUUUUGGAAGAUCUAUCUGUGAACGGAGUUUCUGCUUCGUCUUAUAUUUCAGUAAACGCAGAGAGCGGAGAGAUUCUUGCUAUUCGGUCUUUUGAUUUCGAGCAAACAAAAGAGUUUAAUAUUCGCGUAAAAGCGCAGGACGGAGGCAACCCGCCUCUCAGUAGCAACGUGAGUGUGAAAAUUAUUAUUCAGGACCAGAAUGACAACGCGCCUCAGAUUCUGUAUCCAGUACAAACUGGUGGCUCUGUAGUGGCUGAAAUGGUGCCUCGUUCAGCAGAUGUGGGAUAUCUUGUCACUAAAGUGGUGGCUGUGGAUGUGGACUCAGGACAGAAUGCAUGGCUCUCAUAUAAACUACACAAAGCGACAGACAGAGCGCUGUUUGAAGUGGGCUUACAGAAUGGAGAAAUAAGAACUGUGCGCCAAGUCACUGAUAAAGAUGCUGUGAAACAGAAGCUCACUGUUGUAGUGGAGGACAACGGACAGCCCUCUCGUUCAGCUACAGUCAAUGUUAACGUGGCGGUGGCGGACACUUUCCCUGAAGUGCUCUCCGAGUUCACUGACUUUACGCACGAGAAGGAAUAUAACGACAACCUGACAUUUUAUCUAGUCUUGGCCUUGGCUGUAGUUUCAUUUCUCUUUAUCGUGUCCAUCAUAGCUAUACUGUCAGUGAAAUGUUACAGAUGGAGACGUGAGCGGAUGUUUUACAAAUCCGGUGCCAAUCUUCCAGUUAUUCCGUAUUAUCCACCCCUUUACGCAGACGUAGGAGGAACAGGAACUUUACAGCAUAUGUACAAUUAUGAAGCAUACAGAACCACUGACUCUAGAAAGAGUGACCUGAAAUACUCCAGACCUCCUACUGAGAGCAUCAUUAGUUUGGACAACAGUGGUGCACAUACUCUUACGCAUGCGCAAAGGGAGAAAGUUGGUGAUCAAUUUGAUCAGGUGAGUUCUACAAUUUAAAACAGAC
Messenger RNA from Hemibagrus wyckioides, 3127 nucleotides. RefSeq names its product putative protocadherin beta-18. Gene Ontology annotation, biological process: homophilic cell-cell adhesion. The transcript has a single exon. NCBI's taxonomy places the organism in Eukaryota, Metazoa, Chordata, Actinopteri, Siluriformes, Bagridae. Bases 664 to 3120 code for a protein of 818 amino acids. Gene Ontology annotation, cellular component: plasma membrane. Gene Ontology annotation, molecular function: calcium ion binding. The record is from RefSeq and is a predicted model, not a curated record.